This is a messenger RNA of Hyla sarda, 6948 nucleotides long. It is a transcript of the gene SLX4, whose product is annotated as SLX4 structure-specific endonuclease subunit. NCBI's taxonomy places the organism in Eukaryota, Metazoa, Chordata, Amphibia, Anura, Hylidae. Gene Ontology annotation, biological process: resolution of meiotic recombination intermediates; meiotic DNA double-strand break processing; DNA replication. Bases 916 to 6045 code for a protein of 1709 amino acids. Gene Ontology annotation, molecular function: enzyme binding. The record is from RefSeq and is a predicted model, not a curated record. The transcript is spliced from 16 exons. Gene Ontology annotation, cellular component: Slx1-Slx4 complex; nucleus.
UAAUAUCUCCUUCUGCCGCUAAUACUGUACUGGGGCAGUUAGUUGAAACAUAACUUUGUAUUUACCUAUUGGGCACAAUACCAUUGUGGUUAUAUACAUAACAGAUAACCAGUGUAUUGCAUGUACCAUUGCUAUUCCCCUGAGGAAGCUGUGGAAUGCAGCGGAAACACGUUGGGCCAAAACAGUUGGUACAAUAGGUUUCAUAAUUUAAUCUGACUUUUAAUGGGUCACUUUAUUGUCUGUGGUGUAUUUUAACUAAUAGAAUUAAAGGUUAUAAUUUAGAGCACUUCCCCUGGGCAUAAUUACCCCCUUUUAUUAUUUGAAAAUGGACAGAUGUAGUCAAUGGCAGGCAAUGUUCGGGAUGGGUGUGCCAUGGUAUAUGUCAGUAUGUGGAUGUAUACCACAUAAGUUAUCAUGUGUCCCAUAGCUUAUUUCCUCAUGUUAUCUCGGGGGGGUGUACUUAUUUAUUUUCAGUGUGGUGUGUAUAUAAGUAGCGCAUCACACAAGAAGCCAUAUAGCUAUAAUUUACAAAUUAUUUUGAAUACUAUAAAGUCAAUGGCAAAAAAAAGAAUCCAGAGCUAUCUGCAAAUCAGUCCCUGGCUUCCUUCCACACAGGGCGAAGACAUUUACAGAUCUGCAUUAUAACUAGCGGUGGCCAUUUUGUUGAAGACUCAUUAGCGGUGGCGCCAGUUUCCAGUUUGAAUCCGUCGCCAUGGAAACGGCCCGGCGCUCCGUGUUGGUCGCUUCGCGCGGUGACGUCAUGCGGCGUAACUUCCGGGUCGCUGAACGUACGUACGGCCGGAGAAGCAGGUGCGUCUUCUGUAUGAUGGGCAGGUGACAUGAGGACCGUCCCCUUUCACGCCCCAGAUUCUCUGAUUUUACCGUCUCACCCCCACCCAAGGAACGACAUCACUAAUGGUUGAGUCAGAUGAUGACUUUGCUGAACUUUGCUCCAAACUGUUGAAAAGGGUUCGGAAGAACAACAACCCCCAGGAAGGUCAGAAUGUCCCCAAAGUCAGCACUGCAGCACGAGGGGCGGCGAAGAAGACCAAAGCAACUGGGACCAAGAAACAGAAAAAGGACGGGGGCGGCAAGGAGGCGGAAGUGGCUGUCGUCCCAAAACCUGAUGGUGACAAACCUGAUGUUCACACUAAUGGGCUCCUACAGAAGGAUGGGAGCAGAGAUGACGGUCAGACCCGAGAUGGAGACCCCAGACCCCCCGACCACCUGAGUGUAAAAGACCUUGUCUUGGAACGGAUGCAACAAUACAAGAGGGCAGCCCCCAGCCGGAUGAAGUUGGAUUCCACAGAGACCAGUGAAGCACAUGUUGGAUCCUCUACAACCUCUCCAAGUGUACAGAACGAUGGAGCUCUGGCCCUGGCUCUGCACAUGGAUGUCAAGGAGAAGCCAGCGAGCUUAGAAGAUGAAGGACUCUUUUUUUGCCAGCUGUGCCAAAAAGACCUGACAGCCAUGGCCGGCCCCCUGAGGGAGCAACAUGUGAACAGGUGCUUGGACCAAGUUGAGAAUUUAGGAGGAGGCUCAGUAACUGUGGUUCCUAGUUGUCCGUUAUGCGGGAAACCCUUUAGCACAGAGAAAAGCCGCGCAUCUCACCUAAAACGUUGCGCCGCGAAGCUGGAUGUUCCUGCUCAGACUUUGCUGCAGGCUGUCCAGAGACAGGCAGCUGAGGCGGGAUCAGAGGUGCCACCAGGGAUCAUCAAUGGGAAGAGGAAGGGGGUACCAAAACAGAAGGGACCAGCCAAGAAGAGGAAAACGGCAGAGACUGGUGCUGAGAUGGAGGAUUUGAUGGUUGCUAUGGCGUUAUCUCGUUCUAUGCAGGAGGACAAGAAGGCACAGAAUGCAGCUGGGGGUCAUCCCCCUCCGGAAUUGCCUGCGCGAGAAAAGAAAAGUCGACGAAAGCAGAAGGAUAAACCCACCCCGCUACUGCUGGUCCAGGCCCCCGAGGAGACUGGGGAGAAAUUACAGAGGAAUCUGUCUAUGCUACUGACUGAGGAAGCUGUGGAGAACAGGGUCAUGACACUGCCCCCAAGCCAUUUCUGGUCAGUGGGGGAAGAAGAGCGGGAGAGCUGGAGACUGCGGGAAGGGAAAAGAUGCGGGCUGUGGGAUAUCAGUAAUAUGAUGGAACAGAGAGACACCCUAAGCUAUUAUACAGCUGAGCUGAACCCCCCAAUAACCCCAUGGACGUCUCCUGUGAAGAAACUGCAUAGUUCACAGUCACGUGCGAAUACAUCAAUAUUGCAUCCAGGUAAUCCGAAAAUGCAGACUGCUGCAAGGAAGGAUCCCCAGCGGGUGUCAUGGGAGGAUAAACCUCCGCUAUCCGACAGUCAGAAGGUAUUGCUGGACCUGGCUGAACUGGCAGGAGAGGGCAUCACGCUGACUCAAUGGAACGGCGGAGCUGGCAGUGUUAGUCACCGGACAGGACGAGAGUCACCAGUCACUAUCGCAUCCAGCGGAUUCAUGCCGGCACGAGAGAAAAAGACCACAAAUAAGAGCUGUGCACCUGAUAACAAGGUCCCACUGCUUGCCCUAUCAGCAGAUUUCAUGGAGAUGGUGAAUAACCCCCAUCUGAGCGAUGCCCAGCUGCAAACUGACUGCGGGGAGGUGUUCAGCGCACAUAUGUUUGUGCUGUAUGCGCGCUGCCCUCUGCUGGUUGAAGCUAUCCACUCUGAAGGUUUCUGGGUAGAUGAAUCUGGCAUGGGACGGGUCCGACGUCUCUUACUGAAUGAUGUGUCUGCCGAGGCUGCCCUGUGUUUUCUCCGAUUUUUAUAUUCUGCCGCGGCUGACAUACCAGGUCACUGCCUGACUCAUGUUAGUGAGCUGGCCCGCAGGUUUGGUGUAAAAAGUCUCAUAGACACCUGUGAACUUCUAGUUUCUGGGACACACAGUGGUGAGAUAUCCACAGAAGAGGAGGGUGAUGAUGGAGGAGAACGAGCAGAGACUUUCCAGGAGUUACUGAAGUCCAUGUGGGUGGAUGAAGGUGAGGACAUCUGUGAAGACGUACGUGUAGAGGCAGAAGAUGAGGACAAGCUGGACGGUGGAGGUGUAGGAGAGGGAGAGCUGGAGGAGAUCUAUGAAUUUGCUUUUACUCAGCGUAAGAUAUUCGCAGAACAAGACUGUGAAGAUGAAUGUGAACAGGAGGUUGGACAUCAAAACAAAUCUGUAGACAAUUUUCUCAGAUCCAGAAGUCUCAGUUUAGAAGAAAAGGAAGAAAUGGAUGUUAUACAGACGACUCCACCUAAAGUGUCUUCUAUCCCAACAGACAUGGACUCUUCUCCCACAAAAUCACGUGCCUGCCUUCUGUCCAACAGCCCUGAAUAUUCCCUGUCUCUUCCUGUAGCUUCUUCUGCCCAGCUCAGAAGUCCGCCAUCAUCUUCUAACUCUAUCGCUCCUGUCAAGUCCCCUAAACUUAAGGUUGCAGAUGGUUCUCCAGCAAAACAAGUCCUUACAUCACAUAAUACUUCAGCUGCUGAGUCUCCCAUCCCUGUUAUCUCUCUGAUCUCCCCGAACAGAGAUGAAGACCCUGAGGCCGAUCUGUUUGCUCUCCAUAGUCCUCCACCCCUCAAUGAUAGUUAUGACCGCAUGUUCUCACAAACUUGUGGUGAAUAUGGGGAACCUUCAGGUAUCAAUGAAAGUAAGUCCCAAAUUAAUCCAGCUAGCCCUCAAGAUCAGCAGCCCAUACUUACCAGCUCACCCACUGCCAUGCCGUGUCCUACUCUUCCUGAACUUGGGUCUACUGACAUCCAGCCACAAACACAUUCGCUUUUAGAGCGACCAUCAUACAUCUCUGAACAUGGAACAUCUCUACGUUCCAGCUUCAAAGAAUCCAAUCACAGUACACCGACUCAGGACAGCAAAGAUACUUCUCCCAAAGCCCCAACUCAAGAUGGACACAUCAUUCUGAUCUUGUCAUCAGAUGAAGAGAUGGAGUCCAGUGAUCAGGCUGCAGCACCAACCAGAAGUCGACACUCCGACAAGUCUGAUAUAUCUAAGGCCAUUAAAGAGUCUCCAAGUAGCUUCACUCACAAGAGGAGCAGUGAAGAGUUCUCCCAUCUGGAAAUAACCAGUGGCUCAGAGAUGUCUUGGUUGGUGCCCGCUACACCCUUGCCCCAGUCAACAAGCUCAAAGAUUUCCUUUCUACAGACAUCAUGUUUACCUCAGUCCCCUCAGAAAACAUCCCAUCCUUCUCCUCCAGACUUACAGAAGACGUUGAAUGCAGCUCAGUCACCUCAAAAAGCACAAAAGACCUCCAGUACAACUCUGUCUCCUCCAGACAUACAAAAGAAGUCAUUCUCAGCUCUAUCAACUACAAACUCACAGAAGACAUCCCAUGCAACUCUGUCUCCUCCAGACUCACACAAGACAUGCCAUGCAUCUAUGUCACCUCCAAAGUCACAGAAGAUGUCCCAUUUAUCUUCGUCAUCUCCAAAGUCAGCGAGGAUGACCCAUGCAUCUCCUUCACCUCCAAAGUCACCGAAGAUGUCCCCUUUAUCGCCUGCAUAUUCAGUGUCACCGAAGAUGUCCCAUUUAUCUUCGUCAUCUCCAAAGUCACCGAAGAUGACCCAUGCAUCUCCUUCACUUCCAAAGUCACAGAAGAUGUCACAUUCAUCUCAAACAUCCAGAAACCUUGAUGUUUCUUUCCAAAGUUUAAUGUCCCAGACUCAGGCAAGCCCAGUAUCCCUCCCUUCGAUGUCUCCAAAGUCACCGAGAACUCCUCAGUCAUUGCACCCCUCCACCCAAAAAAAGCUUGAGACAGGACGCAAGACACAGUCUAGUGUAUGUAGCAAAGCUCCUUCUUCACCACCAAUAUCCAUUGCUAGUAGCUCGGUGUUUGAGGUAAAUGACAGUGAGGAUGAGGCCCCUUCAGCGGAGCCCCAGGCCGACAUCAGUAAUGUUAGCUUUCAGUUUAACUACGACGAACCUCCUAUCCCCAUGGAAGACGAUUUCUGGAGCAACAUGGAGAAGACUCCAAAAAGGUCGUAUUCCCUAUCUGCUCCCAGCACUCCGGUUGGGACUCCGAGCAAAUCUUUGUAUCGUAAACCUUACAGUCCUUCACCAACAAAAAGCACAACACCCACGAGUAUUAAGGAUUCUCCGCAAGCCCGAGUCUCCCAGGGAAGUCAUCAGAGUUACCUGAGCUCCAGGUUAUGGGAGGACUGGGAGGAUGAUAACCCUGAGCUGCCUGCUGUCCUCCCUCUAUCUCAGAGACUGAAGAAAGUCCCAGAGGUGCAGAAAGAGCUGAAGACUCCAGUUUCCAUUGUGCGCAGAAGAGAGCUCGCUCCCGUGGUUCCUAUCACCCCCCUACCGGACUAUUCUGACAUGGACACCCCAAUCCUGAAAAAAGAGUUGAGCAAGUUUGGUGUCCGGGCGCUCCCCAAGAAGAAGAUGGUGCUAAAGCUGAAAGAGAUCUUCCGCUACACCCAUCAGGUCAUGAGCUCCGACUCUGAGGACGAUGUCGCGUCAUCCCUGCCCCAUCGCAGUAAAGGCAGCAGUGCAGCUCAGGGGCUGCAGAAACCUCCUCAGGAUAAGCAGCGGCCUCAGAAUGUUACCAAGGGGUCAAGCGGUUCUCACAUAGGGAGGAAAGGGACAUCGGUGUGCGCAGCACAAGAAGAGGACGCAGGAGACGAUCGACCUCUGACAGCAUCGCAAGAGUCUUCUACAUCCUCCGUGGCUGCCAGCGACACGUCCUCCCUAUCCCAAAGCUCCAACACCAAUGAGUUUGAAACGGCGUUCGCAGACGAAGAUGACGAUGAGCCGGUGGCAGCCUCCCAAGCGGCCAGCAAAGAGGCUCUGACAGCGGAUGCCGUGAGGAGGUUCAUCGAAGCUCGGCCCGACUUGCACAGGCAAAUCUUACUAUAUCAGCCCCUGGACCUUUCCGCCCUUCAUGCAGAGCUCAAGCUUAACGGAAUCAAAAUCGCCGCCGGAAAGCUGCUUGACUUUCUGGAUUCGCACUGCGUCACUUUCACCACCGCCGCCGCCCGCAAGGAAAAGCAGAGCCGCCGGAGGAGGAAAGUGGGGAAGCGCCACUGAGACUAUUUCAAGGGUAUCUCUAUAGGAAGACUGUUGCCUAGCAACUCUGGGACUUUAUUUUUCUUUUGACUAUUCCUUAUGGUAGCCACAGAAAGUUGUCAACUGCUGCUAUAAUGUUUUGUGACAAUGUCAUCUGUGGCCCCAGGACUUAGGUCUCCAAACUGUGGCCCUCCAGAUGUUGCAAAACUACAACUCUCAGCAUGCCCGGACAGCCAAUGGCUGUCUGGGCAUGCUGGGAGUUGUAGUUUUGCAAUAUCUGGAGGGCCACAGUUUGGAGACCAUUGCCCUAGGAGCUGUAGCUGCUGCCUCCAUUAAAGGGGUACUCCGGUGGAAAUUCUUUUUUUAUUUUUUUUUUAAUAAUCAACUGGCGCCAGAAAGUUAAACAAAUUUGUAAAUUACUUCUAUAAAAAAAAAAAAAUCUUAAUCCUUCCAGUACUUAUUAGCUGCUGAAUACUACAGAGGAAAUUCUUUUCUUUUUGGAACACAGAGCUCUCUGCUGACAUCAUGACCACAGUGCUCUCUGCUGACAUCUCUGUCCAUUUUAAGAACUGUCCAAAGUAGGAGAAAAACCCCAUAGCAAACAUAUGCUGCUCUGGACAGUUCCUAAAAUGGACAGAGAUGUCAGCAGAGAGCUCUGUGUUCCAAAAACAAAAGAGUUUCCUCUGUAGUAUUCAGCAGCUAAUAAGUAAUGGAAGGAUUAAGAUUUUUUAAUAGAAGUAAUUUACAAAUCUGUUUAACUGUUUAAAAAAACAAAGUUUUCCACCGGAGUACCCCCUUUAAAGUGCAGACCAGCUGACCAGGCAACUAUGCAACACCAGACCCUAAUGAAACCUUUACAGAUUUUAGGUGGGAAUUUUGUUGCCCAGGGAACUGUACCACUCCCCCCCCCCCCCCCCCCCAUCA